UAUUUGAAUACAAUCUAUAAAUAUUUAAAAUUCCUGCUGCUUACUCCGUGAAUAUGAAAGCUGCCGCUGAGAGUUUCAUUGAUGCAUUAUGAAAGUGUGUUUGAUUGAAUUGUUGGGAUCAUAAAAAUAUAUUCUUGAUCAAUUUGUGACGAUAUUCCUUGCGAUAUGGAUUAACAUUUAAAAUAUAUAUUAUUUAAAUAAAAUAUAUAAAUAUUUAAAAUUCCUGCUGCUUACUCCGUGAAUAUGAAAGCUGCCGCUGAGAGUUUCAUUGAUGCAAUAUGAAAGUGUUUUUGAUUGAAUUGUUGGGAUCAUAAAAAUAUACUCUUGAUCAAUUUGAGACGAUAUUCCUUGCGAUAUGGAUUAAAAUUAUUGGAUAACCAUAAGAAAUGGCUUGAAGGAAAGACGAAACAUCAGAAAAUACUUUAAGAACUCUUUGAAGAAAUGAGGAGAUUGUGGUGUGCUAAGUGCAUAGUGAGUUUAUUGGUAUCAGUCGCAUUAACAUUCCAUUUACUUCGUUUAGGAACAAACGAACAAACACUGGAUAAACGAAGUACGUAUGCUUUAGAACUGGAAAAUUCCAAAUCUAUUGAUAUACCACCUACCAGUCAUUCUUUCACGAAAAGUAUUCCAUACUUACGACGAAAGUUAUCCCAAGGUAAUACUGUGACAGCCAGAGAGACUUUAACGCCAAAGUGGAUUGUAUUGGCUGGUAAUGUUACUGUUCACGAAGGCACUAAAUAUGUGCCUAAUUAUGUUUCAUUCGACGUCAAUUCUCCAUAUUUGUGUGCCAAUUUUUAUGAAUACAAAACAAAACUACUCAUUUUCGUAGCAUCUAGUGCGAAUCAUUUUGAGCAGCGGCAAGCGAUUCGCGAAACUUGGGGUCUGAAGCUUUUGCAACAAGCUUACAAUUACCGAGUGGUCUUCCUUCUCGGCAAAACGAAAGAAAGCGAACAACAGCUAAUGACGCAAGAAAGUUACAGGUAUGGUGACCUAGUCCAAGUCAAUUUAACCGAGUCUUUCCGAAAUUUGGGGAGGAAGUCUGUAGCUGGUCUUCAAUGGACAAAACAAUUCUGUAAGCAAGCGGAUUUCAUCAUGAAAACAGACGAUGAUAUUUUGGUUCAUGUUCCGAAUCUCUUAAAAGCGUUGGAAGGCGCAGAAAAAACUGACCCUCUGCUGAUGUGCCAUGAAAAUAGAAUGCGGCAAAUCUUAAGGAAAGAAUUGCUGGAUAGUGCUUCCAUUCCACCAACAUACCAUAAGUACGAAGUUUCUGAGAAUGAGCUACCUGGAAAGUAUUACCCACCAUACUGCUCAGGGAUGGCUUACGUAUUUUCCAGUACAGUUAGAGACUGGUUGCUAGAAGCAAGUGCAACAACGCCUAUCUUUUUCAUCGAAGAUGUAUAUUUGACAGGUUUUUGCCGUCACAAAGCUGGUGUCAUAAUAAAACCGCAUAGUGGCAUCACCUUGCGACCUCCUAUUGACUUUCACCAAGCUGCUUGUACUUUUAGGGACGGGCGUAUUUCUUCUCAAGAAGUAGGCGUUAAAGAACUCCGGAAAUUGUGGGUGGAGACGAACACACAAGGUUUCUUUUGUCCUCAAUUACUGGGUUAUGCCAAAGAUCGAAAGGAAUUCGAGUGAUGAAGUAAUGAGGGAACCACAACAUAAAAAUGACUAGUCUACAUUUGCAUAAGCUGGAACAAAGCAAAAACCGCAUGUCAUAUCAUUUAGGAAGAAAUAUUUUAUGGGCCAAAUCACUUAGUGGUGAAUAAAUCAUCAUAAUAAGUUAAAAUUUCAUUUGUUUAUAUAUUUCCAUGGAUUUCUUUUUAUGUCAUUGACAUGUUUUCGUAUUAAAAAUGAUUUUAAAAAGG
This is a messenger RNA of Parasteatoda tepidariorum (common house spider), 1865 nucleotides long. RefSeq names its product beta-1,3-galactosyltransferase 5. Gene Ontology annotation, biological process: protein O-linked glycosylation. The record is from RefSeq and is a predicted model, not a curated record. Lineage: Eukaryota; Metazoa; Arthropoda; Arachnida; Araneae; Theridiidae. Gene Ontology annotation, molecular function: hexosyltransferase activity. Gene Ontology annotation, cellular component: Golgi membrane.